AGAGCGACCUUCGCGCCCAGUACAAACGGGUGUGUGUUUCUGUGUUUAUAUUUCUGUCUUAUUAAUAAAAUAUCUCCUGUGUGGGUAAAAGUAUUGUUUUCUUGAUUGUGUGUCGCUACAGAAUACAUACAACUAUGCAGGCGGUCGUGUUCAACGGUAAAACAAAAGACGUGAAGUAUGUGCGCAACCAUCCCAUGCCCAAAAUAGUGGAAGACAAUCAAGUAAUAGUUAAGGUCGCUUAUUCCGGCAUUUGCGGAACCGAUCUUCAUAUAAUUCAGGGCGACUUCCCUGUGCGCCAGGAGCCGAUCCUAACCCUCGGCCAUGAGUUCAGUGGGACAGUGCACGACGCGGGAAAACAAGCCUUCCUGAAGAAAGGACAGCGUGUCGUGGUUGAUCCUAACAGCCAGUGUCUUCUUUGCGAGUACUGCCGCAAAGGCCGGUACCAGUUCUGCGCGGCGAAGAAGAACAUCGGCAUCUGGGUGGACGGAGGCUGGGCUCAGUACGUAGUCGUCCCGCAAGACAACGUCUACCCCAUCCCCGACGAAGUUACUUUGGAACAGGCGUCUCUGUGCGAGCCGUACUCGUGUGUGGCGCACGGCUUCGAUCGCGUAUCGCCCGUGUCUGUGGCGGACCGGGUGCUAAUACUGGGAGCUGGCAUUAUAGGAAACCUGUGGCUAACGACCCUGCAUCUUCACGGCCACAGAGGCGUGACGGUCUCUGAAAUGAACAAAGCAAGACUGGAUAUUGUUAGGAAUUUGGAUUUGGGAUUCAGGCUGGUUACACCUGAUGUGCUGGAAAGCGAAAAAACGCAAUAUGAUGUCAUCAUUGACUGCACUGGUGUGCCCAGGGUCCUGGAGACCAGCUUUGACCUGGUGAAGCCGGGCGGGAAAUACGUGGUGUUCGGCUGCGCGCCGCAGGGCAAGAAGGCUAGUAUAACACCUUUCGACAUUUUCGACAAGGGUCUGACUGUGAUCGGCGUGAAAGUGAAUCCAUUCACAUUUCCCACCUCAAUUGGCUGGCUCAAGAAUAUGGGAGACAGAUAUCUGGAUUACAAGAAGCUGGGGAUUAAGACUUAUUCAUUGGAGCAGUAUGAGCAAGCUUUCGCAGACUUAAAGUCUGGAUCCAUUUCCAAGGCCAUGUUCAAAAUAGAAUAAAUAAUACUUCUGACGUUUAUUUAUUCAUUAAGUAAUACUGUAUCAAGAGUUCAACCUAGUUACAACGAUUGUGGACUUAGAAUUUUAUUGCUUAGCAGAACACAUAAUAUACACGACAGUGAACAAGU
This is a messenger RNA of Leguminivora glycinivorella, 1282 nucleotides long. Its product is annotated as D-arabinitol dehydrogenase 1-like. The transcript is spliced from 10 exons. The record is from RefSeq and is a predicted model, not a curated record. The coding region runs from base 135 to 1154 and encodes 339 amino acids. Gene Ontology annotation, molecular function: oxidoreductase activity; zinc ion binding. NCBI's taxonomy places the organism in Eukaryota, Metazoa, Arthropoda, Insecta, Lepidoptera, Tortricidae.